AUGGGGGUGCAUUUUGCAGCAGCGGUGCAAAGCACUGGACUUGGCCAAUGCUUGGCACAGGGCUCCGUCCAGGUGGCGGCAGGGACGUUAGCUGGGGGGGCUCAGCACGGCUCAGCCACGGGCUGGUGGGGGCACAGAGCAGCAGAAGAGCCCCCAGAGCACGACCCAACCCCGUCCACCGUGUAUGAGGCUGGGACGCAGAUGGUGGGGGGUGACCAUCGGCCACUCGCUGACCCUGCCCCCUCUGCCUUUCAGAACGAGGACCGGGAGCGAGCGUGGAGGGCGUCCCGGGAGACCAAACUGGAGACCAUCCCAAACUGUGAAGCGUGCACCAAACCCACGUCGGAGGAGGUGCGGGGCUGGGCACAGUCCUUCGACAAGCUGAUGAAGAGCCCGGCGGGUCGCAACGUCUUCCGGGAGUUCUUGCGGACUGAGUACAGCGAGGAGAACAUGCUCUUCUGGCUGGCGUGCGAGGAGCUCAAAACCGAGUGCAACAAGCACACCAUCGACGAGAAGGCCAGGAUGAUCUACGAGGACUACAUCUCCAUCCUCUCACCCAAGGAG
Molecule: messenger RNA, 564 nt
Organism: Mesitornis unicolor (brown roatelo)
Lineage: Eukaryota; Metazoa; Chordata; Aves; Mesitornithiformes; Mesitornithidae
Product: regulator of G-protein signaling 19-like
Exons: 5
Source: RefSeq, a predicted model, not a curated record